AAGUUCCCGGAUGGAUGUCAGGAAGCGCGAUGCAGGGCUGCAGAAAUAAACACUAAAUGCGUGUUUUUAACGCGGCGUGUCAGAUUAAUCUCACCUGGAGCUGACACGUCUGUGAGUUUCGCAUUUUGUGUUCAGAUAAAAUAAAUGGAGAACAAAAGCAUGUUUUAUUUUCUGGGUUGACUGAGAGCAGAGACAGAUCACAGAGCUGAUUAAUGUGUUCAUACACUCCCCUGAUUUCUGCACAGUGCUCUGUGUGUGUGAAUGUGUGUAUGUGUUACUCAUGAAUGAGGGACGGUGGUCAAGUGACUUGGACCUGCGGAACGAAGUGGGCUCCACCAGAGUUCCGGACCGGAGCCAGAGCCAGCAUCAGAUCCGAAUGCUGGAGGAAGAGGAGGAGGAGAUGCAGGGAGGACAUGCCCGUCUCCAUCAUGACCUCACAAACAACAACAGCAGAGCAGGAAAAGAAGAGCAAGAAGAUGAUGAAGGUUCCAAAAUGGAGGAAGAGGAUGAGGAAAUGGAAAGUACCAGUGGAGCCUGUUCUCCUGAACUGAUACGAGACUCAUCAUCACUGAGCUGCAGUCCCUCAGUGUGUGAAGGUCCUCUGAGUCCUGAGGAAAUCCCAGUUGGUCUUUUUUCUCCUCGCGAUCUCAGUUGCUGCAUCUCUGAGUCUCUGCGUGUGUUAGAGGAGAGAGGAGACGAUGCUGCGCUGCCACACCGCCUCCAUCAGCUUGCUGAGUGUCUGGUGCAGGAGGAGGACUAUGAGAGAGCAGUGCACUUCCUCCAGCUAGAGAGACUGUAUCAUGAGAGAGUGCUGUCCAACAUCGUUGCCCUGCAAGAAACAUGGGAGAGCAGGUGGAGGUGUAGGAGGUCUCUAGAUAACUCCCUUCCUCACUAUAAUCUGAAUUCAGAACAUCUGGAAAAACUGAAACACAUCUGCAUGACACACAGACAACCAACAUGGAGCUCCGACACGUGUGAACUGAUACACAGGAUCAGUGUGAACAGUGAGAGCUGUGAAAAGAACAUCACACCAGAAUCUCCAUGCAGCGACAAAUCAGGGAUGUUGGAGCAAGAUGAUCUCUCUCCCAGUGAAAGUGGCACUGCCUUUUUGGCCCAGCAGAGGGAGCCUACACAUCUCUGUGACUCCGCCUCCAGCCUUCCCACUUCCUUUCCUCAAGCCCCACCCACCUUGGUAAUGACAGAAAGCUCCUUUCCGGCAUCUAUCAGAGAGGAAGCUGAGAAACAGAGCAAGAGAGAACAAGAGACUGAGGAAGAGAAAGAACAAGAGACGAAGAGGAUACAUCAAGAAGUUGGAAAGCAAAUGGAGCCUGGAGGAAGUGGAAAGGAGGCGGAACCUGGAGGAGGCGGGAUGGAGGUGGAGCCUGCAGAAUCUGACCCAAAGAGAGAAGAGGUGAUGAAAGAAGUAGGAGUGGAAACAGUGUCUCACACUGAGCUGGAUAAAGGAGCAGAGAAACAGGAAGAGGAAGUGGAACAGGAAGAGGAACAGGAAGAGGAAGUAGAAGAAGCUCUGGAGCUUGAGGAGGAGUUUCAGAGGCCAGAGGAUGCCGUAUUGGAUGACCUCGCCAAACGCAUCCAGGUGGAGGAGAUCGCUCCUGCAUCAGGCCUCGUCUCCAUCUUAAAGAGAAGGGUGUGUGAUGGAGGAGAUGACAGUUCCUCCACCAACAAACCCCUCACUAAACGCAGAGUCCGCUUCCACGUUCCUGAGGAUGGCCUGGAGCAAGAUGAGGUGGGCGGAGACUCUUGGCUCCUGCUGCUCCUUUUGUGCUUGGUUACUGUGGUGAUCAGCAUUGGUGGGACUGCCCUGUACUGCGCAUUUGGCGAUGCCCAUUCGAGUGUGUGUACAGACUUUUCACACAACAUUGAUUUCUACAUGGGGAAAGUGCAGCGCAGUGUGAACGACAUCACACAUUUCUUCUCCUCCUCUAGCUCAUAGCCUCCAUCCCUCCAUUUUUCUUUCUCCAACUCUCACUCCAUCUGUCUCUCUACCUCUGCCAAUGUCUCUCCAUCAGUAUGGAACAGAAGAUCCACCGGUCGAAAGAUGAGAGAUGGAAUGAGAGCACUGAUUUUUCAGGUCUGACUGGUUUAGCAGGUGUUGAUGAUGUCACAACUCUGUACUGGUGUUGAUGAUGUCACAACUCUGUACUGGUGUUGAUGAUGUCACAACUCUGUAUCGAUGAUGUCCCACGUUAUUUCCAGGUGCAACAUGUCACUCAAAAUCCCCCUUAUUUUAAACUUAUUUAAAUUAGAUGUGAUUGAGAGAGAGUCAUAUUUCUGCAGUUUUUAUCUUGGCAGGAAAUUAGCAUGUACAGAUUUCGAGAUAUCAAAGAGGGUGGAGCAUGUAGCAUUUCUGACAGCAGUUCUUUUUGCUUCUUAGCAUAAAACAUCUGUUUUAAUGACAAAAUAAUUGUUUAUCUAUCAUUAGCUUGCUACCAAAUUGGCUCGUUACAUAACAUCACACGGCUACUGCUACAGCCAUAAUGUUAAAGCUGGCUAAAUAAAAUCGUUAGCUGGCUAACGUUAACCCAAUGCUAGCCAUUACGUUGUGUAAUUACAUUGUGUAUAUCUAGACAAAGAAGGCUAGUAGUGAUGUCAUACUAUCAAGUUUUGUGAUUGGUUGAUCGAAUUGAACUUCAGCUCCACUCAUGACAAAAUCAGUAUGUGCGGGAAUUUAUAUCAUAUAUUGCUACACACUUUUAAAUCUUAAAUAUUGAGUCUUAGCAUAUUAGUAAUAGCAAUUUCAGUUUUUUACCUUGAUCAUUAUCAUGACACUAUGGAGAAAGUGAAGUAUGUAAUGAUAAUGAUGCAUAAAUUAUUUGUGACAGAUUUAAGUGGUUAGGAUUAAUAUAUGUUGUAAUAUAUGGGACAGAAAAGCAAUAUGUACUAAUGUUUUAAUGUAAAGAUUUUAAGAGUAGUGGUAUGAGGAGAGACACUGUGUUCUGUAACACUGUUUUUGCUACAUGUACUUAAUAUAUAUUGAGAUCUGAAAUACAUUUUUUACCAAGAGUUAGGAUGUUUUUGGGAAGUGAGGACAUUUUGGCUGGUCCUCACUUCUUCAAAGGGCUGUUUGAGGGUUAAGACUUAGUUUUAAGGUUCAGGUUAGAAUUAGGUUGGGGUUAUGGUAAAGGAUGGGGUUAGGUAUUUAGUGGUGAUGGUUAAGGUUAUGGUAAGGAACUAUCGAACACAUUGUGUCAAUGAAUGUCCCCACAAAGAUAGAAGUACAAGUGUGUGUGUGUUUUGUGUUUGAUGGGGGUGCGAUGUUUCCUCUACGCUGUGAUCAACAAAUAAACACAACACAUCUAUAUUUGACCCUACAGUUACAGGAGGAGGCUGCAGGCUAAAUAACGGCUAACAGACUGUUCCACACCUGCAGCAGUGUAGCUUAUAGCUAGCUAGCAGGAAUGCUGCUCAGUUAGUCUGAAGUUUAACAAAUAAUUUAUAAUCACAACAUGCAUCAACUUCAUCAAAAUGAAUAAAUAAAUGAACUAAUCCUUUUGCUUUCAAGCACAUCUGCCUCUUUGCUAAAUAAGUUCAAAUGUACAUCACUGUUUAUGUACAUCAAGGCUAGUUUGCCUGUUUAAGGGUUAGUUAACGUUAGCUCAUUUGCUAUAAUGCUAGUACCUGGAUUUGCCUGUUUACUGUAAUGCAGUUUCACAGUUUGAUCCGUUUGCCAUUAUGCUGUUUUUCACGUUAGCACAUGUGCUGUAAUGCUAGCUUGGGUUUUAGCCUGCUUAUUUGAAUGUUAGCUCCUGUGUUAGCCCAUUGGCUGUAAUCCUAGCUCCUGUGGGUAUUUAUUGAUAGACACACGUGGAGAUUAGAUACAUGGUCAGCUGUUUGGAUCAGAUUAAUUAUUUUACAGUAUUUAAUUAAAUAUAAAUUCUAAUAAAUCACGGCUGAGGCUUCGCGCCCCCUCAGACUGAACACGUGUGUGAUGCCUCACAGUCUCACAAGUUCACAGGUUUUAUUUUUAGUUUUAAAUUUUUAAUUAAUGUUUACUUUUUCUGUUAUGUGUGUGUGUGUGUGUGUGUGUGUUAUCGUCUGUAGUGUAAAACAAUUGUGUGUCUUAAAUUUCUCUGAGCAAAGAACACAUGAUGUCUUAAAACCUGCUGGAUUCCUUUUCAGUAGAAUCCCAGUUUUGGGAAAGAGAUCUGAUUAUUAUUGUAAUUAUUGUUCUGUUAAUUUGCACUCGUCCUCUGGCCGGCUCAGACGGCGGGGUUUCCGAUAUUUAUUUUAACGUAGGACAAAAAUCCAAAUCUGAAUUUAUUUGUUCAUAAUGACGUCUGUCCUGCUUUGUACUUCUGUAAAUGAUUAGUGUGGUUUAUUUAACCUACUCAGAUUUAAGUAUAAAUUAUCAUUUGUUUAAAAAGAUUCAUUUUACACUAAAAUAUUAUUUUGAUGUAUAGAAUUGUAAAUGUCUUUAUUCUGUCUUAUUGAGUGUCAGGACUCGUCAUACAGUGGUGCUUGAAAGUUUGUGAACCCUUUAGAAUUUUCUAUA
Neoarius graeffei (lesser salmon catfish) is the source of this 4513-nucleotide messenger RNA. RefSeq names its product consortin, connexin sorting protein a (gene cnsta). The transcript has 12 exons. Gene Ontology annotation, cellular component: plasma membrane; trans-Golgi network; transport vesicle. The record is from RefSeq and is a predicted model, not a curated record. Gene Ontology annotation, biological process: positive regulation of Golgi to plasma membrane protein transport. NCBI's taxonomy places the organism in Eukaryota, Metazoa, Chordata, Actinopteri, Siluriformes, Ariidae. Bases 281 to 1954 code for a protein of 557 amino acids. Gene Ontology annotation, molecular function: connexin binding.